AUGGCUAUUGGAAAUGAGACUCUGGCCUCCCAAGAAGAGGCUUUCCAGCUCCUCGACAGAUUUUCCUGGUUUGCCAAUGAUCACCAGCGGCGCUGGUGGGAACAUACUGGCCCCAAGUUGCUGAAACUUUUGUGCGAUGCUCAAUAUCCACAGAAGGACCAGCUCACCUACCUGUAUCUGAUGCAGCAACGUCUUGUCCCAUAUCUUGGUGUCUUCCCGGUCCCCGGACAGAGCACACUCAGCGUUGGUGGAGCCAGGAUUGGCUUCGAACCAAUUUCACACUUGGCAGAAGAGGGUGUCGACUCUUUCAACAAAAUAGCGACAGAUGAAUGCAUAUCCCAACUUGCCUUUCUAGAUAAAAACGUCGAUUUGGCCCGGUUCCGCCACUUUCAACAGGAACUUGUUGCGACCCCAGAUGAAGAAAGUCGGAUACUCCAAGGCAAAGCCCCCUUACCGAUGGCUGGGCGAGGCCAAUAUGCCCUGGCCGUCGAACUUUGGAAGAGCGGCAUCAAUGCCAAGGCAUACUUCUUUCCGCACAUGAAGUCGCUGGCGACAGGAAUCGCACCGGGGAAGCUAUACCUUGACUCAAUUGAGAAGCUUGGUCUCCCGGGAUUGAAGGAACCAGUCCAUCACCUCCGCGAAUUCCUGGGCCUGAAUGACGACGGAAUUCCUGCCGAUAAGGAUGUUACUGUCGUACUUCUCGGUUGCGACCUGUGCGUCCCCGACCAGAGUCGGAUGAAAUUCUACGUGACCGACCUGAUGGUUACAUGGGAUCGUGUGGCGGACAUGUGGACUCUUCGCGGGAGUCGUCUGGAAGAUCCUCAAUGUGGCAAUGGUCUGACCCUACUUAGAAAGCUAUGGGACCUCCUCAUGAUCCCUGAAGGCCAUCGUGGAAACGUCUGGCCGGACCUGGCCUUUGGCACACCCCCGAGCCCGGACUACCGAGCCGUCAUGAUGGCGAACUGGACGCUAUCUCCCACCAAGAAAUUCCCGGACCCCCAGAUUUACUUCCUGACCUUUGGCAUGAAUGAUGCUGUGGUGAUGGACGCGCUCAUUACGUUCUACGAAAUGGUUGGCUGGACGGACCUCGCCAGAACGUAUAGGGACAAAGUGACAUCGUACUAG
Molecule: messenger RNA, 1125 nt
Organism: Penicillium mononematosum
Lineage: Eukaryota; Fungi; Ascomycota; Eurotiomycetes; Eurotiales; Aspergillaceae
Gene: ftmPT2
Product: 12-alpha,13-alpha-dihydroxyfumitremorgin C prenyltransferase ftmH
Exons: 2
Coding region: 1-1125 (374 amino acids)
Biological process (GO): alkaloid metabolic process
Molecular function (GO): transferase activity, transferring alkyl or aryl (other than methyl) groups
Source: RefSeq, a predicted model, not a curated record